Symbiodinium sp. CCMP2592 is the source of this 300-nucleotide messenger RNA. NCBI's taxonomy places the organism in Eukaryota, Dinophyceae, Suessiales, Symbiodiniaceae. The record is from the annotation of a GenBank genome assembly.
AUGGCAGCUCCGACAGUCAGUGAGGACGGCUUCAAGGGCCACAAGUUGCUCAACGAGGCCAUCCAACGGUAUGGGGGAUUCACGUGGCAACCGAAGAGGAGCAAGCCGUCUGCCAGCUUGCGAAGCUCCGCCGGAGGCGGCUCUAAGCGCGUUCGCUUGAUACGGGUAGCUCGUGGGUGUGACGUCAGAACUGUGUGUCUUGCAGGUCCAAAGAGCGGAGGCAAUGGCCUGCUGUCCACGCUUGGCAGACUAUGCAGGGCCUCAGAUGUUUUGUGUAUUUGCUUCCGUGUCACUCGGUGA